This is a messenger RNA of Blepharisma stoltei, 1862 nucleotides long. Lineage: Eukaryota; Ciliophora; Heterotrichea; Heterotrichida; Blepharismidae. The record is from the annotation of a GenBank genome assembly.
AUGGGCUGUGGAACUUCCAAAAAGUCCUUCAAAGAUGUUAGUCCAACCAAAGUUGUCCAAAAAGAGGUAAAACUUUCAAAUAAUGUUGCCUCCGCUACUCCUUCUUCAAAAAAUCAAGAGCAGCAAAUAUCGUCUCAAAAAAAGCCUGAAAUCUCUAAACCUCAGCAGCCUCAAUCAAAAAAUCCUUCAUCCGCUCAAAAGUCAGCGAAAGAAGAGAAAUCUCUUGAGCCAGCCAAAAAAGCUGCUGCAUCUCCUGUCCCAGCGGAAAACUCAAAGAAAUUACUAAAUUCACAUGAGGUUCCACAAAAGGGUCAUGGAGAAACCAGCAUAGACGGCCAUCUCUCAGAAGGCAUCAGAUCCAAUAAGGCGAAUUUAAAUAAUACUUACGAAGCUCUAAAAGACAGAUCUCCUCAGCCUUGUACUUUAGGAGAUGCUCAAGGCGUAGCGAUGGCAUUUUAUGAGCCAGGUACUACGCUAUCACCUCUUCCAUUUCGCCACCCUGAACUUCUUGAUAGAGAAAUUCGAAUUAAUGUGACUCAUGUAGGCUGUUGCCAAGGUGAUGUGCUUUGGGGAACCCAAGCUUUCUUUCCUGGCGUCCAUUACCCUCUUGUUCCUGGUCACGAAAUUGUUGGAAUUAUUGAUAAAGUUGGAGAAAAAGUGACUAAAUACCAAUUUUUAAUAUUUUGAUUUUUUGGUUACCCCUUUAAAUUUUAUAAAUUUUUGAUUUAUUCUUUAUUGAAUUUUUUUUUUUUUUUUAAAUUUUAGAGGAUCUCUAUUUUUUAGAUUAUUGAGUUUUUAAGCCUAGAUUAAUAACUAAAUCACUUCGAAUGGUUGAUUCCGUAGCUUUCUGUCGUCUCAAAGCCUCUGAAAACAAUUUCAUUAGGCAUAUUUCCCAAGCUUUUAAUAACUAUUAUAUUUUUAUAUAUAUAUAAAAAUUUGCAUGAUAUGAAAAUCGUUCGAUCAAGGAUGGGGGUUAAUUUUCCCAAUUUUUAGGAAUUUUUACAGUCAAUCGUUCGAUCAAGGAUGGGGGGAGUAAAUACCACAAACCUGGCGACAAGGUAGGCUUUGGAGUAUGGCGAGACUGUUGUGAGCAAUACGAUUCUUGCUUGCACUGCCGCACUGGAAACGAAAAUUCUUGCUCAAAACGAGUAGGUACUUAUGACCCUCACUUUGGAGGAUAUGCGACGUCAUUCCAAGCGAAAGGAAACUUUUUCUAUAAGCUUGAUGACAGUUUUCCAGGAGAGGCAGCACCUUUAUUCUGUGCAGGCAUGACUGUAUUUCCGCCACUCCAAAAAGAUGUCGUUGGUGGGAUGAAAGUGGGUGUUGUUGGAAUCGGAGGACUUGGACAUCUAGCUUUAAAAUUUGCAAGAGCAAUGGGUACUGAAGUUACAGCUAUUUCUACGAGUUCGAGUAAAGAAACUGAUGCAAAGGAGUUUGGCGCACAUCAUUUUAUUAACUUAAAAGAUGAAAAACAGGUGAAAAACGGGAUCGGUAGCUUAGACUAUAUUAUUAAUACAGCUACAAGCUAUGAUAUCGGCCAGUGCUGCUCGUUAUUAAAGCCAAGAGGCACCCUUAAUCUUUGCGGAGCUCCAACUGCAGGAGAAAAUUUGAAUUUCAAUUUGCUUCAAAUUCUCAUUAACCAGCAAAGAAUUCAGGCAAGUCUUGUAGGAUCAAGACUGGAUGGAGAAGCAAUGCUUGACUUCGUAAGGAUCAAAAAUAUUUAUCCGACAGUCGAAGUUUAUAAGUUUGCGGACGUCCAAAAUGCCAUUAACUCUUUAGCAUUUGGCAACCCUCAUUAUCCUAAUUAUAGGGCCGUUCUUGAGAUGGGAAGCUUUAUGAAAACUUUCACCCCGGCUAACUAA